AUGUCGAAGGAAAUGGCGGGAGCCAUGGGUGGCGGUGGUAGGGUAGGAUCCAGAAAUGCGGUAUCAUCUGCAGGAUCGGCAGCAGACAACGGCAUAGACGACGAUAUGGGCCCAUCAGUGUCGAUGGCAGUGGAAGCAGACGACGAUGAGCAUUUUCGGCGCUCCACAUUCAAUCUCAAACGCACACGGUCCAUGGGGCUACUGGAUGCACGUUCGGAGUCUUCCUCAAUAGCGGCAGAAAGUCCGGAAUUGGGGGAAGACUCGUCAUCAGACCCAUCGCCCAUCGUGCUAUCAGAAUCAACAUCUCCGCCGGCACCAGAAACGGACGAUUUCAUGGUUCCACAUGACGAUAACGACAUUGUGCAUGAACCAAAACGGCACGUAGACUAUCUGUCUCACGAGUGGAAGGAAUCCGAGAUCUCACAGUCGUGGAAAUAUAUCAUUUUGUCAAAAAAGAAAAAGAACGAAGAUUUGGUCAACGCAGCACGACUCGAAAAUGCUUCUUGGCGUACAUGGGCCAAGGCUCGCAACCAUCUGCGCACAGUAAGCCCCGAGACUGUAAACUGGUCCAAAGAUUCAGAUGUCACCUGGUUGUACGGCCCUGUGGUGCGACAGAAAUCUAACGACAAAGAUGCGAGUUCCGAUGUCGAAUACGGCUACGGUUCCGAUGACGAAACGUCCAAAAGGGUCACCACGUUGAAAAUGAAGAAAAGGGCGAGCACUGGCCCUAAGCCCAUCUUGAAGAAAAGAACAGUAUCAGAGAUCAUCGAGGAAAAUUCUCGUUGGAAACUCAACGUGGCGAGGCAACACAAGAAAAACCUAUCCAGCACGCAGGUCUUGAUGGAUGGAUACGGCAACCAUAUGGAUGCAGCGGAUGAUUACGAUGCUUUGGCAGCAAGAGUAAACGCCCAGUACUACUCAGUUCAAGCUGAUCCUUCUACGGCAUCACCCAGGCUUGAAGAUCAAGCUGAACAGCACGAAUGGCUAGAGCAGCCAAGUGAUCGUCAAACCUCUUUCCCAGGUGAUCAUAUCGAGGGUUCCAACAUUUCACGGCCAACAUCAGCACAUCAAUCGCCAGCACCUGUUUUAGAGUCUAUUUUGACAUCUGGUGCCAAGCGGAACCCCAAAAACGUUCACGAACAAAAAAACAGACAUAUUCAUUUUAAUGACCGAGUGGAACAGUGCAUGGCGUUAGCCAUCAAAUCCGAUAAUGACGACGAUGACCUUGAUGACGACGACCACAAUUACAAUUUCGACGAUGACACGGUGUACGGACAAGGGAGUGAAGGAUCUGUUCAUCACGAAUUCACAAAUAGUAAGGGAGGUCGUUCGAGUCUUCUGGAUGAUGGUAAUGCUGUUUACGGAGAUAAAUCGAAACAGGAACUUGACAGCUCAUCUUCAGAUGAAGACGAAGAAGAGGCAGGACUUUUCAUAAAUGCAAGAUUUUCUAGAAAAUCAGAUGGCGCGCAGAGCUCACCUAGCGCUUUAUCUGCAAAUUCUGAAAGCUCCAAAUUUAAAAGCUCGGGAACUCCAAUCAUAAAGCCUUUACCCGCGACCACAUUAAACUACGGUUCAGACGAAGAAGACUUUGAUGAUGACGACGAAUACUACGGCAACAAUGCAGUUUCUCAUAAUGUAAACACUUUCAGAGGGUACGACUACAUGUAUGACUACAACUCUGUUUAUACAGGGGAUACUUCAGGCUUCAUUGCUGCAAAUAACUACGAUAUGGUUGAUGUUCCUGAGGGACUUAGAACUCCUAUCGAGGACCAGGAUUCAAACUCACAUUUGAUGGUUCAGGAUUCGAACGAAGAGAAACUGCCGAGCGGGCCUGCAUCGAAAAAGGCGUUUUCUUUGGACAGUGACACAGAUUCUUACGGCUCCAAUGGCGAAUCACAAUUCAUUGAGGAUUCACAAGAUAGGAGUAGCGAUGACGAAGCUGCAGAUGUUGCGAGUCUUCCAGCUCUCAGAAGGACACCUUCUCUAGGGGUGUCUACUGCUGCUUCGCUGCAAGACCUUCAGCCUCAACUUCCAUCAAUACCUCAGACGCAUAGUUUUAUCACGGGAAAGCCGCUACGACAGGUCAAUCAAUCGUGGGACACUGCACCAGAGGAGUCACCAAAGAGGAGCCCGGAUGUGCCAAAAACGGCAAAGGGAUUCUCCUUCAAUUCAGAUUCAGACUCAGGUUCAGAUUCAGUUUCGGACUCAUGCGGAGACAGCCAAGUAGAGAAUAUCAAUAGCCCUGUAUUGGGCUCUUCCGCGAGGCGUAAUAGCCUUGAAAACGAAAAUGAGAAUACUGCAGGUAGUACCAAGCCCGAAGACUACACCAACAUCUCUUCCAAAGCCAAUCCUACCUCCCAUAGCGAUCCGACUCAUGGGACAGCAGUUUCGCCCAUUUCUAAGACUCAAGGACAACGGGGGCCGAAUGACGCCCUAAGGAAUAUGGUCAGUCCCCCACUCGACUCCCGCACGUCACUAUCAGACGUGGCUAUCUCAGGCUACAUAUCGCCGCGCAACGAGUCUAUGCAAUCUGUCGUAGCAAAGCAAAAGAUGGCGGCUGUGAAUAACGCAUCAGGUGCGGAAGAUGUUGACCAUAUGAACAAAAACUUGGAAAAUUGGCACUUGGAUCAUCACGAAUAUGAUGAGGCUGAAGAGGGGGACUCUAGUGCAGAGAACGUCCAGAAAAUGAUGAGUUCAGCGCGCGAGAUCGCAAGCAAGUACCUCCACUCAUGGAAAAAGUAG
Lachancea lanzarotensis is the source of this 2742-nucleotide messenger RNA. RefSeq names its product LALA0S02e08856g1_1 (gene REG1). The record is from RefSeq and is a predicted model, not a curated record. The coding region runs from base 1 to 2742 and encodes 913 amino acids. Gene Ontology annotation, biological process: cellular response to glucose starvation; protein catabolic process in the vacuole. Lineage: Eukaryota; Fungi; Ascomycota; Saccharomycetes; Saccharomycetales; Saccharomycetaceae. The transcript has a single exon.